This is a messenger RNA of Hylaeus anthracinus, 992 nucleotides long. RefSeq lists its product as uncharacterized. The coding region runs from base 531 to 773 and encodes 80 amino acids. The record is from RefSeq and is a predicted model, not a curated record. Lineage: Eukaryota; Metazoa; Arthropoda; Insecta; Hymenoptera; Colletidae. The transcript has 4 exons.
AUCGCUGUUUGUUUCACUGAUACUGACUACGCAACUGACGGUGCUCUCGCUGCUCGUAUCCUCGGUAUACUAAAGUCACUAAAUAAAGUAUCUAGUGCCUUUAUGCUAAUUGCAUUCAUCGAAAGAACGAUCUAUUCUCGGUGGACGCAGUAUAGAAUGAUACAUUUUCGGCAACACAAACCCACCAUUGUUUGUCGUUAGGCGUCAUUGUUCGUGCGAUAAACCAGACGCGAGUAAGCACGAGUGUAGGUACCUCGUUUGGUUACGUCCAAGUGUGCAAAAGGAACUGUACCAAGUACUUUUUGUAUUGGUCAGCGCCACAUGAAAAUGCAACCAAUCAAAUUUACUCGCAAUUCUGGAUAAUAGGCGUCACUUGCCCUAGUCUAUUUGAUUAAAUUUAGACUCCGUCCGUAUAAUCCUAUUUUUAUGUUACAGUUAGAAUUCCCGCGAUGCUCGCAAAUCUUUAAUCAAUACCUCUGCUAUCGUCGAUAUAGAGAUAUUUUGUGAAACCACAUGAAACAGAUUAUACGAUGUGGCCACUGUUGGGUAGAGUUUUAGGUAGAUUUGGCAAUUACAUACAACUUCCUAUUGUUUGUGUCAUUGGCUAUUUGGGGUAUCGUAUCGAAGGAGUGCUAUCCAAUCGUUACACACCCAUGACUGCACCGAUAAAACAACAACGCGAAGAAAGACUAUUGGAGGACAUAGAUUCUACACCAGUCAAGAAAGGACACCAUCCACUGGAAGUGAAUCUUCCUCCGUCAUUAUCCGUGUAAAUGCACCUGUGUUUUGGUUAAAGACUAGGGUAAAUUACAGACAAAAUGCUACAACGUAGAAUCAAAAAUGUAAUUUUAUAAUAGACUGUAGGUUAAAAUAGAUUACAUCAAUUAUUAUACAUUUUGCCUAUAUGCCAAUGGAAAGAUAAUUUCCAAGAAUACGCAUGCUUCAUUCAGUGUAGUAUACCAAGUUUGUAAAUAACAAUAUGGUGAUACGUU